AUGCUCUCCGCCGGCGGCAAUUUUCAGAGGCUCUGGUCCAAGCUGGUCCUCCUCGGUAUCAAUGCUGGCGCUCUGUGGUCCAUGACGACUUUUGUGCAGGGCGUGGCGGCGGCACCGGCAGAUCGUCAUGUUAGACAGGCCCAAGAGAAGCCAGGAAGGGAACGCUUCCCGAACCCCAACGACCCCUUUCACUUCAUUCCUUGUCUCUCUUCCAGGGCUACCCGAGCCAUUCCUCUUCUCAAUGAUGCAGACCCCCAAGGCACGUGGACAAGAUUGUUCGAUCCCAACCCUGACAAUUGGGUUUGGCAGGCAUCACUGCCUCUCAACGCCUCAAAACCUGGCCAGCCCAGUUCCGUCGACCCUUACAAGGACAGAGGUCUCUAUCUGUGCGGCUACCUGGACGUUCCCCUAGACUACCUCAAUGAGUCCGACUCUCGAAUCAGCCGACUGGCCGUUGUCAAAUAUCAGGUGUCGGGCGUCGGGAAGAAAAGCGAGAGGACCAUUGUCGUCAACCCGGGAGGCCCAGGAGGAAGCGGUGUUCUCUUUGCCCUCCAAGGCGCAGAAAUCAUGGCACGUCAUAGGACCAACGACAUCUACGAUGUGCUCAGCUGGGACCCUCGCGGCGUCGGCCUCUCACACCCCCGAAUGAGCUGCUUCCCGUACAACGGCCUCUCAGACCGUUGGCAGCUGAUGAUGCGUAUGGAUCUCAAAGAGUCGCCCAGUGCCAGAGCGCACUUGGAGAGAGUCAACGCCAUGAACGACGCCAUCUUUCGCUCAUGCCAUGAGCGGCUCGGUGACCUUCCUCGAUUCACAUCCACCGUCAGCGUCGCCCGCGACAUGGAGAAGAUCCGAGCCGCGCUGAAUGAGACCGAACUCACUGGAUACUUUGCCAGCUACGGGACCACACUGGCCCAGAUCUAUGCCAGUAUGUUCCCAGAUCGCGUCGGGCGCAUGGUCCUGGACGGCAUGGACUUCGCCAGAGACCACAGAGUCAUGGGGGGCUACGGGAAAACAGCCCUGUACAACACAACCGACGUCUGGAACGAUGGUUUCCUUGGAGAAUGCGUCGCUGCCGGGCCCCGACGUUGCGCACUUGCCGAGCCCAUCAACGACACUGAAGUGACUCUCGACUCGUUGAAGCAGAGGAUGCACAGGCUCCUCGACGGGCUGGCAAAGCGUCCUAUACCCACGUACCACAAUCAAUCCGGGCCAUUGAUCAUCACCUACAGCAACGUAGUGUCUUUCAUCUCAUCCGAGCUAUACACGCCGGGACGCUGGGCAGGUACAGCCAGACUACUCCGGGAGCUGGAAGAAGGCAACUACACAUCGGCCACCCGCUUGGCCGCCGCAUCCUGGCAAUACACGCCCCCGAACGUGAUUAUAAAGCCCGCUCCAGGGCAGGAACUAUUGAACAUGGUGGUGUGCGGCGACGCGAGCGACGCCGACACACCUACCGAUCUGGGCUUCUGGGAGUCUCUCUGGAGGGACAUGACCGCGCGGAGUUUCAUCAGUGGGCAGGCCAACUUUGCAACUGUAUUUCCCUGCCACAACUACAAGAAGUACUGGCCAAAGGGCGCAGCGACGUACCGGGGCGACUUUAACAAGCCCCUCAAGAACCCCAUUCUGUUGGUGUCUUCGACACACGAUCCGGUCACUCCGCUCCGAAACGGCAGAGAGCUCCUCAAGGAGAUGGGUGUGAAGAAUGCGAGGAUGAUUGUCCAUCAUGGCUAUGGACACGGCUCGUGGUCUGACCCGUCGAAUUGUACGAAUGCUCUUUUCCUCAAGUACUUUUUGAACGGCACCCUCCCUGAAAGGAUGGAGACAGAUUGCUACGCUGAUAAGAAACCGUAUCGGUAUCGGCCUGGGCCCAAGGAGGGUAGCAAGCCCGGCUUGGCUGAGCUGACAACUGCUUACCUGUCUGCCAUUCCUCGGAUGUAA
Molecule: messenger RNA, 1938 nt
Organism: Metarhizium album ARSEF 1941
Lineage: Eukaryota; Fungi; Ascomycota; Sordariomycetes; Hypocreales; Clavicipitaceae
Product: TAP domain protein
Exons: 1
Coding region: 1-1938 (645 amino acids)
Source: RefSeq, a predicted model, not a curated record